AUGGGGAAACAGAACAGCAAGCUGCGGCCAGAGAUGCUGCAGGACCUCCGGGAGAAUACCGAGUUCUCUGACCACGAGCUGCAGGAGUGGUACAAGGGUUUCUUGAAGGACUGUCCCAGUGGAACCUUGAACGUGGAGGAGUUCAAGAAGAUCUACGCCAACUUCUUCCCUUACGGUGACGCCUCCAAGUUCGCUGAGCACGUCUUCCGAACCUUCGACACCAACGGCGACGGGACGAUAGACUUCCGGGAGUUCAUCAUCGCCUUGAGCGUGACGUCACGGGGAAAACUGGAGCAGAAGCUGAAGUGGGCCUUCAGUAUGUACGACCUGGACGGAAACGGGUACAUCAGCCGCGAGGAGAUGCUGGAGAUUGUACAGGCCAUCUACAAGAUGGUGUCAUCUGUGAUGAAGAUGCCAGAGGAUGAAUCCACGCCGGAGAAGAGGACGGAUAAGAUCUUCAGACAAAUGGACCUCAAUAAUGAUGGCAAACUGUCCCUGGAGGAGUUCAUCAAAGGUGCCAAAAGCGACCCCUCCAUCGUCCGGCUACUCCAGUGCGACCCCAGCUCGGCCUCCCAGUUCUGA
Stegastes partitus (bicolor damselfish) is the source of this 582-nucleotide messenger RNA. It is a transcript of the gene hpca, whose product is annotated as hippocalcin. The transcript has 4 exons. The record is from RefSeq and is a predicted model, not a curated record. NCBI's taxonomy places the organism in Eukaryota, Metazoa, Chordata, Actinopteri, Pomacentridae. Bases 1 to 582 code for a protein of 193 amino acids. Gene Ontology annotation, molecular function: calcium ion binding.